AUGGGCUGCUCUCUAUGUUGUGGAAAAAAAGAAGUAUCCGAUGCUGAACGUAAUAGAUUAUUUGCAUUGGAUCGAUUUACCGAUGUUGAUAUCUAUAGUAGAAAAACUUCAUUAAUCAACGCUUCUGAUUUGAUGAAACCAUUGGUCUCACUUGAACUCGCUCUCGAUUUCAUCAUUCCUAAAAUCGAUUCUCAUUAUAUAGAAAAGGCGAAAAAUAGCUGCCAUUUCCCAUCAGAACAUGGACUCACUCAUGAUGAAUCAGCUGCUAUUUAUGUUUACACUGUACGACUGGAUGAAUAUUGUGUGUAUGAUCGACUAAAUCAAUCAUUACGAUCUGAGAAUCAAUCUCAAAUCACACCUUGGCUUAUGUAUCUCACUUUAUUGAAAUCUGCAUUGGAUAAGUUACCUAAUGUAACAAAACCUAUUUGGCGAGGAAUGCACGAUAGUAUCAGGAUAUUAAAAGAAAUGAAUCCAGAUAUUAUGUGGUGCACCAUGAGUUCCGCUUCAACAACAUAUACAACUAUCCAAGAUUAUCUGGGGUCAGAUGCAGCUCUUCUUAGAAUCGACUCUAUUACUGGAAAGAAUGCAACGGGCUACACCACAUCGGUCUUCGAUGAAGUUCUGCUUUGGCCUGGAACAAGACUUCAUAUGGAUGGAGCUCCGGUUAUGAUGGCCGAUGGCUCAUAUGUAGUAUGUUUAGUCGAAAUGGCAAGUGAGUUUGUCCUACAUGUUAUUUCCAUGAUAUCUUGA
This is a messenger RNA of Rotaria socialis, 750 nucleotides long. NCBI's taxonomy places the organism in Eukaryota, Metazoa, Rotifera, Eurotatoria, Philodinida, Philodinidae. The record is from the annotation of a GenBank genome assembly.